This is a messenger RNA of Scomber japonicus (chub mackerel), 1192 nucleotides long. RefSeq names its product sodium channel subunit beta-1-like. The record is from RefSeq and is a predicted model, not a curated record. Gene Ontology annotation, cellular component: voltage-gated sodium channel complex. Gene Ontology annotation, biological process: cardiac muscle cell action potential involved in contraction; sodium ion transport; regulation of heart rate by cardiac conduction. NCBI's taxonomy places the organism in Eukaryota, Metazoa, Chordata, Actinopteri, Scombriformes, Scombridae. The transcript is spliced from 6 exons. Bases 1 to 678 code for a protein of 225 amino acids. Gene Ontology annotation, molecular function: sodium channel regulator activity.
AUGGCAGCAAUUCCCCUCUUCCAAUUCCUACUCUUCACUAUUUUCAGCACCCAGUUUGCUGGGUACCAUUGUCGUGGGGCCUGUGCUGAGGUGGACUCUGACACUGAGGCAGUGGCCGGCAUGGGCUUCAAACUAGGCUGCAUCUCCUGCAAGAAGAGAAGUGAAGUGAAGGGUGCUGCAACCGUCGAAUGGUACUUCCAGCCCAAAGGAGAGGCUGACUUCUUUCAAAUCUACACCUACAACGAGAACGGUCCCAUCAUUGAAAACGAUCAGUUUCAGGACCGUGUGGACUGGAACGGAAGUAAAAGAAGCAAUGACAUCCAAGAUGGAUCCAUAUACCUGCUGAAUGUCACCUUCAAUGAUACGGGCACCUACCGCUGCUUCUUCAACCGCAUCCUCUUCUACGAAAACUAUGAGUACAACACUCUCAUCAGCAAGGUGGUCCACCUCAAUGUGGUGGCUAAAGCCACCAGAGGUACAGCCUCCAUCGUGUCUGAAGUCAUGAUGUACGUGUCCAUCAUCGGCCUGCAGGUCUGGCUCCUCAUAGAGAUGAUUUACUGCUACAGAAAAAUAUCAGCGGCCGGAGAAGAAGCACUACGGGAAGCCGCAAAUGCUGAAUAUUUAGCGAUCGCAUCGGAAAGUAAAGAUAACUGUGCAGGGGUUCAAGUUGGAGAAUAGCAAAGGCUUUCACCGUGGACUGAAACCAUCCCUCCAUCCUCUGAACUGCAUGAGAACAACUUGGGGGAAAACACCUCUCCAUCUCAAGUCUCUAUUUUAUCUUUUCCUCAACAAAAGUCACAAAUUAAUAUGAAGUACAAAGAGAGCAUGGUACCAGCAUUGUAUAUGGUGUACUGCGCGCAAAAAGCAUGUUCUGCACUUAUUUGAGAAAAACCUUUUAUGCAUUAAUGAGCCACAUUAUCAAAGCAUACACUUUACUUACAGUAUUCUGUAGUCAUAUGUUUAUAUACAAUACAAGUGGUACUAUGGGAGUCUGUUGGGCUCUAUGAAGGUGAUUAACAAAGAAAGCUUUUUACUAAACCAUCACCACCUAUAUAUAUGUAUAAAUAACGAGACACCCAACAUGUAUGUUAACGCUUUUUUUUAAUAGAACGUGGUGGACUGUGAUAGACUGUCUUUUCAGUUGAUCUCCUAGUACAUUCAAUGAAACCUUAAGAUGUACUAAUAAAAACUA